Molecule: messenger RNA, 1320 nt
Organism: Arabidopsis thaliana (thale cress)
Lineage: Eukaryota; Viridiplantae; Streptophyta; Magnoliopsida; Brassicales; Brassicaceae
Product: Myb/SANT-like DNA-binding domain protein
Exons: 3
Coding region: 1-1320 (439 amino acids)
Source: RefSeq, marked reviewed
AUGACGUCCAAAGCCGCAUGGGAACCUGAACACGACGAAGUAUUUGUGGACUUAUGCGUCGAGCAAAAGAUGUUGGGGAAUCAACCUGAAAUGCAACAUAUAUUGGAAGCUUUUCAAGAAAUGGGUGUGCGGUUCACCAUAGACCAGCUUAUAAAUCAUUGGGAUACAAUGAUCAAGCAGUGGAAGAUUUGGUGUAGACUUGUUCAAUGCAAAGAUAUCAAAUGGGAUUCCUUGACAAACACGUUUGGUGCCACUGAUCAAGAAUGGGCCAACUAUUUAGAGGUGAAUCCUGAGGCUGGGCAGUAUCGGUGUAAUCCCCCCUUGUUCCUCGAGAAACUAGAGAUUAUCUUUGCAGGUAUGAACUUAGAUGGUGAAGGUACUUCUUCAGGUAGCAAAAUGAAGCAAAUAUGUGAGCAUCGUGAUGAAGAAAAUGUUACUGGAUAUGUACCUAGGCUAAGCGCGUCUGAUAUCGCGACUCGUCGUCAUUAUAAGUGGUCACCAUCCUCACAUGCGAUUGUUGUGGACACGUGUUUCCAAGAGUCUUUAAAAGGAAUCAGACCAAUCAAACGUAACCAUCUUUUUACAAAGGAAAGUUGGAAAAUGAUUCUUGAGAAAAUCAAUCGGAUCACAGGACUAGGAUACACACAUAAGCAGCUCGAAAACCACUUCACACGUACCAGGACAUCUUGGAAGCACUGGUGUGAAACUAUUGCCUCUCCCAUCAUGAAGUGGGAUGCCAAUACUCGCAAGUUUGGUGCAACCGAAGAGGACUGGGAUAAAUACUUGAUGAUAAAUAAAAGAGCUCGAGUCUUCAAAAGGAGACAUAUUCCUCAUGCUGAUAAACUGGCAACCAUCUUCAAAGGACGUAUCGAACCUGGAAAAACCAAAACCCGCCGUUAUCGCAAGAGAGUGAUCGAUCAUCAUUCAGAAUCACCACAGCUACAUGAUCAUCAACCAACUCCAUCAUCAGUAGUAGUCAACACAAACGAGCCAGUCAAAGGAAGUGACGAUAGAGCGGAGGAUGGCAAUGUGGAGCCUACUUCACUGAUUAGGUCAGACUCAGAGGAUGUUGCUGAAACUGUAACUCCCGAGAUGAUGGAGAAGAUUCCAGUGAAUGCAUCGGUCAAGAAGAAGGAGAAGUUUACCUUUGAGGAAUGCGUGGAGUGUUUGGAUGCCAUAGAAGAGGUUGAGAAAGGCGGUGAUCUAUACAUGUUUGCCUUGGAUUUGUUUAAGACCAAAGACUACAGAUAUCUCUUCUUGAUGUUGCAGAAAUCAAGUUUGAGGAUGGCUUGGCUGCUAAAGCUUCUAUCAAACCCUUAA